Messenger RNA from Episyrphus balteatus (marmalade hoverfly), 3257 nucleotides. RefSeq names its product glutamate decarboxylase (gene Gad1). Gene Ontology annotation, molecular function: pyridoxal phosphate binding; carboxy-lyase activity. The transcript has 8 exons. The coding region runs from base 431 to 1963 and encodes 510 amino acids. The record is from RefSeq and is a predicted model, not a curated record. Gene Ontology annotation, biological process: carboxylic acid metabolic process. Gene Ontology annotation, cellular component: cytoplasm. Lineage: Eukaryota; Metazoa; Arthropoda; Insecta; Diptera; Syrphidae.
UCAAAUAAAAAACAAAAAAAAAAUCGUUAUCGUUAGAGAAAAAAAAGUUAUCGAUACAUAAAUUUUCCUUUUGUAUUCUUCCUUCUCACAUUAAGGUCACGCAUUCCAUCAGAGAAAUAUCAAAAAAAAAAAUCUAUAGUUGUUGCCUUUAUAUAUACCGUCAUUCGCCAUUUUUAAUUGUGUGCUUAGUUGUAGUUGACUUUAAAAUCGCUAUUUUAUAAUUUUAUCUAUAUAGUGUGAAAGCUUAUUGAUUUUUAAUUUUCUGUUAAUUAAAAGAAAAGUCCCUCUUUCCACUCUUCACCACAGAGGAAGGGUAGACAUUUUGAAUUUUAUUCAAAUUUUUGCCCCACAUACAUACAUAUAUAAAUCAGUCAAACUGAUUUUCUUAAAGCAAUACAUCGACGAUCUCCGAAAGAUUAUUGAGGAGAAAAUGUCGUUAAAUCCAAACAACUAUAAACUGUCUGAUAGGACUGGGAGGCUUACAGCUUACGACCUGCAGCCUACAACAGUUGCUGCUGGCUCAGAGACCCGAGAAUUUCUUCUCAAAGUCAUCGAUGUUCUUCUCGAUUUCGUUAAGAGCACCAACGAUCGCAAUGAGAAAAUUCUUGACUUCCAUCAUCCUGAGGACAUGAAACGUCUGCUAGAUUUGGAAAUUCCCGAUCGUGCAGUAACACUUCAACAACUCAUCGAAGAUUGUGCUACCACAUUGAAGUAUGGAGUUAAGACCGGACAUCCACAUUUCUUCAAUCAACUGUCAUGUGGAUUGGAUUUGGUUUCAAUGGCCGGAGAAUGGUUAACUGCGACAGCUAAUACCAACAUGUUUACUUACGAAAUUGCUCCAGUGUUCAUUUUGAUGGAGAAUGUCGUUCUAACUAAGAUGCGAGAGAUCAUUGGAUGGAAUGGUGGUGACUCAAUUUUAGCUCCAGGAGGAUCAAUUUCCAAUUUGUAUGCUUUCUUGGCUGCCCGACACAAGAUGUUCCCAGGCUACAAAGAGCGUGGAGCUAGUGCAUUGCCUGGACAACUUGUUAUGUUCACUUCAGACCAAUGUCAUUAUUCCAUUAAAUCGUGUUCGUCAGUUUGUGGUCUUGGCACAGACAAUUGUGUUAUGGUGCCAUCAGAUGAAAAUGGACGCAUGAUAACUAAAGAACUUGAACGACUUAUUGUCGAACGAAAACAAAAGGGACAUGUUCCAUUCUUUGUUAAUGCCACUGCCGGAACAACAGUAUUGGGAGCUUUUGAUCCACUCAAUGAAGUUGCAGACAUAUGUCAGCGUCACAAUUGCUGGAUGCAUGUUGAUGCUGCUUGGGGUGGUGGAUUACUUUUGUCACGCAAAUAUCGUCACCCAAGAUUGUCAGGAGUUGAAAGAGCCGAUUCGGUCACAUGGAAUCCACACAAGCUGAUGGGUGCCCUUCUUCAGUGUUCAACUAUCCACUUCAAGGAAGAUGGACUUUUAAUCAGUUGCAAUCAAAUGUCUGCUGAAUACUUGUUCAUGACUGACAAACAAUAUGACAUCAGCUAUGACACAGGUGACAAAGUGAUACAAUGCGGACGUCACAACGAUAUCUUCAAGCUGUGGUUGCAGUGGCGUUCAAAGGGUACCGAAGGUUUCGAAAGACAACAAGAUCGUCUAAUGGAUCUUACAAAGUAUCAAGUGAAGCGCAUUCGAGAACAAUCAGAACGCUUCCAUUUGAUCAUGGAACCAGAGUGUGUUAAUGUAUCAUUUUGGUAUGUUCCAAAACGUUUGAGGGGUGUUCCACACGACAGCAAAAAGGAACAGGAACUUGCAAAGAUUUGCCCAAUCAUCAAAGGAAGAAUGAUGCAAAAGGGUAGUCUUAUGGUUGGCUAUCAGCCCGACGAUCGUCGACCAAAUUUCUUCAGGUCAAUUAUUUCAUCAGCAGCUGUUACCGAACAAGAUGUUGAUUUCAUGUUAGAUGAAAUUCAUCGUCUUGGCGAUGACUUGUAAAUUAAAUUAUAGAUCAUCACAAAAAUUAUAUAUAAAUAAUUUAUAUAUAGCAUUGAGUAAAAUUUAGUGUAUAUUAAUAGUAAAACAAACAAAAAAAAAAAAUAACAAAAAAAAAACACAAAAAAAAAUAUUAAGAACUUAAAAAACUGUUAUACUAAUUAAAUGUUUUAAAAUAUUAAACAACAAAAAAAAUAUUAUUAUUAUCAUUAUCGAAAUCUCAAAACCACAACCAAGGAGUAUCUUUAAGGUAAAGGCAUAUCAUAAUAAUCCAACCAUAUUGUUGCUUAUUCAUUAAAAUAAAAAAAAAAAUGAAUUAUUUAUAUAUAUGUUUUUUUGUUAAGUUUUGUUAUUUUGUUAAUUAUAAUUAUUAUUAUAUAUUAAAAAAAAAACUACACAGAACGAAAUAUAAAUACAUGUUAAAAAAAUAAAAAGAUGAAAAAAAACUUAUAAAUGAAAAAUGCAUUUAUUUACUCAUAUAAAACAUAUUUAUCUAUUAAACUAUUAAUUAUUAUAUUAAUGUAAAUGUAUUUUGAAUUGUUGUAUAUUUGAAAUAUCAACUACUUGUGACUGUUGACAAUAUUUGAAGAAGGAAAGAUAGAAAAGGGUUUUUGAAAAUGUAUCCAUUAUACCAAAUCAGAACCUAUCGUUAGAGUUAUGUAUAAUCAUUAUUAAAUUAAAUAAAAAAUAAAUAAUAUUUAAAAAACAAAAAUCAAGCAAAUAUCUACAUCGUAACAUAUCGCUGGAAAUGUUAAAGAUAAAAUGAAUAUUAUUAUAUCUAUUAUUUCUUGUAUAAUCUAUUUUAUUUGAAUAGUGAAUUCGUAUCAAUGAAUUUACAUUUGUAGUCGGGAAACGUGCAAUUAAAACUUAUUUUUAAAUUCUAUAGAACAAAAAAAAUGUUCUUUAAGUUUCUAUUAGCUUAAAUUAAAAACUAAAGCUAAAUUCCAAACUAAGUAUAUAAAGUACCUUAAACCCUAUAAAAACCUGCUUAAUAGCUGAAUUUAAAAAAUAGAAAAAUAUCAAAUUGGGUUUAUGAUUUUCAUGUAGAAUACACAUCUACAUCUACACUAUACAUUAUACUAUAUACGCUUGUAAAUGUCUGAUUUUAGUACAAUCUUUUUUUGGUUUUAACAUUCUCCAUAUUUUAAAUAUAUAUGCUCCAUAUAAUAAAUGCAUAUAUAUAAGAAAUGUAUUACCUAGGGUCAAUUAAAAAUUAAAAAACAAUGCGCUCCUCAAUGCAGGAUGCUUGUGUAUCAAUUAUAUUAUUAUUAUUAUAAAAAAAAAAAACAAAAUUAAA